AUGAGCCGCUCAGGUUUCUUCUGGUCCGGCAAACGGCAAGAAGAGCGAAUCAGCGAGCGCCUUGCCAAUGUCGAAUCAGCAGUCAUUCAAUGUCUGGGAGAGGUGCAGGUCGAUGAGUGUGACUGUUGCAAGAAGUCAUACGGGCCCUGGGCGAAGUGUAUUCGAAUGAGCGACGGUGAAGGCGAUCUCCUUGCGUGCGGUAACUGCCGGUGGAAUGGGAACUACAAGCGUUGCACCUUUUGGCAAGCAGAACAGGACGAAAAAACCCUGGCUGGUGGCGCAAGUGGCCACCGUCGUGCCAAGCCCUCAAUCAGCAAGGACAUGACCAAGAAUGCGUUCAAUGAGAUUGAAAAGCUCCGCAAUGCCGUCGUGGAUAUUGCUGGACAGAUCAAACAGUUAUGCCAGGGCCAACAGCAGGGACUAGACGAAAACCGGACGGAGCAAGUGGCGACACUAACUGACCAGAUCCAGGAUGUCAUGAACUCCACCAAGCCUGCGCAUGAAACCCUGCGCAAGGUGUGCAUUCCAUGCCUUCCUGGCUCUAGCAAUCGCUAG
This is a messenger RNA of Penicillium cataractarum, 555 nucleotides long. Its product is annotated as DUF3716 domain-containing protein. The transcript is spliced from 2 exons. Lineage: Eukaryota; Fungi; Ascomycota; Eurotiomycetes; Eurotiales; Aspergillaceae. The coding region runs from base 1 to 555 and encodes 184 amino acids. The record is from RefSeq and is a predicted model, not a curated record.